Molecule: messenger RNA, 7358 nt
Organism: Tympanuchus pallidicinctus (lesser prairie-chicken)
Lineage: Eukaryota; Metazoa; Chordata; Aves; Galliformes; Phasianidae
Product: plasma membrane calcium-transporting ATPase 4-like
Exons: 22
Coding region: 373-4089 (1238 amino acids)
Biological process (GO): calcium ion transmembrane transport; regulation of cytosolic calcium ion concentration
Cellular component (GO): membrane; intracellular membrane-bounded organelle
Molecular function (GO): PDZ domain binding; ATP binding; P-type calcium transporter activity
Source: RefSeq, a predicted model, not a curated record
AGCCCCUCCCCCGGCAGGCCCGGCCCGGCGCGGGUUGCCAUGACAAGCAUUUUCUCCCGCUAGCUCCGCAGCCGUCACCGCCCUCCUUAUGGCCGCGCGCGGGGGCUCCGCCGACAGCCGGGACGGGGCGCCGCGCCGCUCCAGUUGCUGUGGUAUCCAGGGAGCCCUCCUCCUCCGGCAGGAGAUGCACGCCGGCCGUUGCUAAGGUUGCCUCCACGGUAACAUGCACAUCCUGUUUACACCUUCAUCCGGAGGACUCAGGCUCGGCUAGAGGUACCGCUGCACCCAGCCCACCCCAAGGGACAGGGACAUCUGUGGGGCUGCCCCCAGCUCCCCUCGAAAGCAAGCCUUCGUGGCUCUGUCCUUGGCGAGAUGACGAACAACGUGGCCGACCACCACCCUGGGAACUCGGUUGCUGAAGGCAACCAUGAGGGGGACUUUGGUUGCUCGGUGGUGGAGCUCAGGAAUCUCAUGGAGCUGCGGAGUGCCGAGGCAGUCGCCCGGAUUAACGACUCCUAUGGCGGCGUGCAGAGCGUCUGCAAGAGGCUGAAGACGUCACCGGUUGAAGGUCUGUCUGGGAACCCGACUGACCUGGAGAAGAGGAGGCAGGUGUUCGGCCAGAACUUCAUUCCUCCCAAGAAAGCCAAGACGUUCCUGCAGUUAGUGUGGGAGGCACUCCAGGACGUCACCCUGAUCAUCUUGGAAAUAGCAGCCAUAAUCUCCCUGGGGCUGUCGUUCUACCAUCCCCCGGGUGGUGACAAUGAACUGUGUGGGCAGUCGUCAGGUGGCGUGGAGGACGAGGGUGAGGCACAGGCCGGCUGGAUCGAGGGGGCAGCCAUCCUGUUUUCAGUCAUCAUCGUGGUGCUGGUGACUGCCUUCAAUGACUGGAGCAAAGAGAAGCAAUUCCGCGGCCUCCAGAGCCGCAUUGAACAAGAGCAGAAGUUCACAGUGAUCCGCAAAGGGCAGGUGAUCCAGAUUCCUGUGGCAGAAAUCGUGGUGGGAGACAUUGCACAGAUCAAGUACGGUGACCUCUUGCCAGCGGAUGGCAUUCUGAUCCAAGGGAAUGACCUGAAAAUAGAUGAGAGCUCGCUGACUGGAGAGUCCGACCAAGUUAAAAAAUCACUUGAUAAAGACCCCAUGCUGCUGUCAGGUACCCACGUGAUGGAGGGCUCUGGGCGGAUGGUGGUGACCGCAGUGGGAAUCAACUCCCAGACAGGAAUCAUCUUCACUCUUUUGGGUGCAGGAGAAGGAGAUGAGGAAAAGAAGGUGAAGAAAGGUAAAAAAACCGGAGCCCCUGAAAAUCGCAACAAAGCUAAAACUCAGGAUGGUGUGGCCUUAGAGAUCCAACCCCUGAAGAGCCAGGAAGGGGUGGAAAAUGAGGAGAAGGAGAAGAAGAAGGUGAAGGUGCCUAAGAAGGAGAAGUCUGUGCUCCAGGGGAAGCUGACGCGCCUGGCGGUCCAGAUUGGGAAGGCAGGGCUCAUCAUGUCGGCCAUCACAGUGAUCAUCUUGGUACUGUACUUUGUCAUCGACACCUUUGGGGUGCAGCGUCGGCCCUGGCUGGCAGAGUGCACCCCCAUCUACAUCCAGUACUUCGUCAAGUUCUUCAUCAUCGGUGUCACCGUGCUGGUGGUGGCUGUGCCCGAAGGGCUCCCCCUGGCAGUCACCAUCUCCCUGGCCUACUCGGUGAAGAAAAUGAUGAAGGACAACAACCUUGUGAGGCACUUGGAUGCUUGUGAGACCAUGGGUAACGCCACUGCCAUCUGCUCAGACAAGACUGGCACGCUCACUAUGAACCGAAUGACUGUGGUGCAGGCCUACGUGGGGGACACUCACUACCGCCAGAUCCCUGACCCCGAAGCCAUCCUGCCCAAGAUCCUGGACCUCAUUGUCAAUGGUGUUGCCAUCAACUCUGCCUACACAUCCAAGAUCCUGCCACCAGAGAAGGAAGGGGGGCUACCCCGGCAAGUGGGGAACAAGACAGAGUGUGCCUUGCUGGGCUUCGUGCUGGACCUGAAGCAGGAUUACCAGGCUGUGCGGAAUGAGGUGCCAGAGGAGAAGCUGUACAAGGUCUACACCUUCAAUUCAGUGCGCAAGUCCAUGAGCACGGUGCUCAAGAACAGCGACAACAGCUUCCGCAUGUACAGCAAGGGAGCCUCUGAGAUCAUCCUCCGCAAGUGCACCAAGAUCCUGGACAAGAAUGGUGACCCCCGGGUGUUCAAAGUGAAGGAUCGGGAUGAGAUGGUGAAGAAGGUGAUUGAGCCCAUGGCAUGCCAUGGGCUGCGGACCAUCUGCCUGGCCUUCCGUGACUUCCCUGCUGACACUGAGCCUGACUGGGACAGUGAGAAUGAGAUCCUGUCUGACUUGACCUGCAUUGCUGUGGUGGGAAUAGAGGACCCAGUGCGGCCAGAGGUGCCAGAUGCCAUCCUGAAGUGCCAGCGCGCGGGCAUCACUGUCCGCAUGGUGACUGGGGACAACAUCAACACUGCCCGUGCCAUCGCCACCAAGUGUGGCAUCCUGCUGCCUGGAGAGGACUUCCUGUGCCUGGAAGGGAAGGAGUUCAACCGGCUUAUCCGCAACGAGAAGGGCGAGGUGGAACAGGAGCAGCUGGACAAGAUCUGGCCCAAGCUGCGUGUGCUGGCCCGCUCGUCCCCAACAGAUAAGCACACGCUCGUCAAAGGAAUUAUUGACAGCACUGUUGGUGACCAGCGGCAGGUGGUGGCUGUCACCGGGGAUGGGACCAAUGAUGGCCCAGCUCUGAAGAAAGCUGACGUUGGAUUUGCUAUGGGCAUUGCAGGCACUGAUGUUGCAAAGGAGGCUUCAGACAUCAUCCUGACGGAUGACAACUUCACCAGCAUCGUCAAGGCAGUGAUGUGGGGUCGCAACGUCUAUGACAGCAUCUCCAAGUUCCUGCAGUUCCAGCUGACAGUUAACGUGGUGGCUGUCAUCGUGGCUUUCACGGGCGCCUGCAUCACGCAGGAUUCUCCCCUGAAAGCCGUGCAGAUGCUGUGGGUGAACCUCAUCAUGGACACCUUUGCCUCCUUAGCCCUGGCAACGGAGCCUCCAUCUGAAUCCCUGCUGCUCCGCAAGCCGUAUGGCCGCAACAAGCCACUCAUCUCCCGCACCAUGAUGAAGAACAUCCUGGGGCACGCUGUGUACCAGCUGACUAUCAUUUUCACACUGCUUUUUGUGGGGGAGAAACUGUUUGACAUUGACAGUGGCCGGAACGCCCCAUUGCAUUCCCCACCCACUGAGCACUACACCAUUGUCUUCAACACCUUCGUCAUGAUGCAGUUAUUCAAUGAGAUCAAUGCACGCAAGAUCCAUGGGGAGAGGAAUGUCUUUGAGGCCAUCUACCGCAAUCCCAUCUUCUGCACAGUGGUGCUGGGGACGUUUGCAGCCCAGAUCAUCAUUGUGGAGUUUGGUGGGAAGCCUUUCAGCUGCUCCGGGCUCACCCUGAGCCAGUGGUUCUGGUGUAUAUUUAUUGGAGUGGGAGAGCUCCUCUGGGGCCAGCUGAUCUGCACAGUCCCUACCAGCCACCUGAAAUUCCUCAAGGAAGCUGGGCACGGCAUCACCAAGGAGGAGAUCCCAGAGGAAGAGCUGCCAGAGGAUGUGGAUGAGAUCGACCACGCUGAGAUGGAGCUGCGGCGUGGGCAGAUCCUGUGGUUCAGGGGUCUCAACAGGAUACAGACGCAGAUGGACGUAGUUUACACAUUCCAGACCGGCGCCUCCUCUUUGCAGGGAGCCCUCAGGAGACAGCCUUCCAUCGUGAGCCAGCACCACGAUAUCAAGGUGGUGAAUGCGUUCCGUAGCUCCUUGUAUGAAGGCCUCGAGAAACCUGAGUCCAGAAGCUCCAUCCAUAACUUCAUGACACACCCGGAGUUCAUCCUGGAGGAAGAUGAGCCUCGAACACCAUUCCUUGACAGCGCCGAAGAUGACCCCGAGACCGACGGACUCAAAAAGCGAGGUGGGGGCAGCCUGGGUGGAUCUUCAUCCCUCAACAGAAAUAACAACGCAGUGGACAGUGAUCAAACCGAGGUCAACUUUGUGGAGCCUGAAAGCCUCUUUCACAGCUUGGAGACAUCGGUUUGACCUUAGAACUUCAACCCCCCUCCCACCGCCCUCCUCCACCUUCGCCCCACGUCCAGCGUGAUGUUGCCAUCAGUAACUGAUCACAAGCUGCAGUCACUUUGUGUCAAACUGCUCAUAAGUAUAUCAUUUGGGGUUGUUUUUGUUUUUGGGUUUUUUUUUUUUUUUUUUUUUACUAUGAUUUAGCUGUGGGAACCAGAGUACCAUGAUGCUGAGAAUUAGAAGAGGGGGCAUCGUGCAUCUUCACCCCUAGUUUUCAGUGGUACUUGCCCAAGUGAAACAGCCAGGUUAUUUCCUCUCUGAGAGUUGGGCUCCAUGUGCCUGCAGGGGGUUUUCACGUUGAAAAAUGCAUGUUCCAAGGAAGCUCAAAUUGUUGUAGUCUUACAUGCACAGUCCCUGCCUGAGGGCUGAGGUGCACUUGUGACUUUCUUUUUCACUUGUGGUUUUUAAGGUUUUCUUCCAAUGUUGGGGGUUUGUUCUUUGCUUGUGGGAUUUGCCCCCAGUUACUUCACAGUGGGAAGUUGGGGGAGUUAGCACUGUAGUGCAAAAAGCCUAAAAAUAAAACAAAAAGAAAAAAAAAGAAAAAAGAAAAAAGAAAAAAAAAAACAGUCGGGAGGAAGGUGUUUACUCACAGGUUGCUCAGACAGGGAUGUACACCAGUCUUCCACCUUGACAAAUGGUACCCAGCCUUUACAGCUCCUCCUCUUGUGUGCACACAUUGCUGUCUGUUUCCAAAGCAGUCUCUGGUAGACAAGGAAUGAAGGUGGCUUGGUUUGGUUGUGAGGGCUUGAUUUUAUUUUUUUUCCUUUUUUUCCUUUCUCUCCCCACCAUGAAGUAAGGUGGAAGUGAAUGGCAGGUCAAGCAUGGUGAAGAAGAAACAGUGAGAAACGGGGUGCUUUCUGUUAGAGGAGCUGCGUCUCUUUUGCUCGUGAUCACCUGCGCAGCGUUUUGGCGAGAGCUCUGGGGAGCUUUAGCAGUUCCCACUGUCAGGAGCAGAGGGACUUUUGCCUGCUUUGGAUUGUCUGUACUCCUCCUGGGCUGAGUAAUCAUCAGCCUCGCAGUGAAAGCUGUGUCAGGUGAGGAGGAACCCAGGGGAUGCUCCAGCUGGACCCACUGGUUCUGUGUGUCACUUCUGAAGUGUGAAUGGAGAAUAAAUGUUGUUGGUGUGGCUGGGGCGGCUCUCAGAUCAUAAGAACAAGUUGAGUUGUGCCCUAGAGGGAAAGGGAUCUCUGUGGCUGUGGGGAGACCUGUUGGUUUCCACAGCACUCCUGCAGCUGAUAUUGGUGCUGGGUUUGUUGGUCGGCUGCAGCUCUUCCAGAAGUGCUGCGGGCCUUGCUUGCUGGAGGUUCUCUCCUCACCCUGCAUCCUGCCUCUCCUUGGUCUGUAGUAACUGUUCCUCUGCAGGGCGGCAGCUGUAGGUUGUGUCCUGUGUGUCCUGGCUCUAGCCAUCUUGCCAAGCCAAGAGUGGGCAGGAGGCAGGAUUUUUGCUUUGCUUGGGCUUGAUUUCUUUCCCCGUGAGUGCGGUCCCUUGGUCGUUGUCCCCUAGUAUGCAGGGCUGAAAAGAGCUCUGCUGCCUUCUGUCCCUUGUCCCAGUAGGUUUGAUUGGAAGCAGAGAGAACAUGGCGGUAACUAGCUGUGCUGUCUGCCCGGCCUCUGUCCCUGUAGGUAUCUGUGAGGGGGUGCUCUGGCUGGUUUAUUUUUUCCUUUUCCGUUAAGAACGCACAGCAGAAUCUCCCGUGCCUUCUCCGAGCACUGCCUGCAGCACCGCCUGCCACGCGAGGGCCCACUACUUUGCCAAGAAAUAAGUGUUCCUUAAUGACAACAGCAAAAACCAAGUGUCUUUGUUUUGUUUCCAGCCCAGCGCUGAGCCAUCCCUUCCUUGGGGUGGUAGCAGGGAAGGACCCAGGUGCCGAAGUCAGGCCCUGCUGCCCUGCCCAGUGCCGCCAAGGGGGGCGUGAAGGCUGGGCUCAGUUCACUGCCAGCAGCGAGGAGAAGUUGCCACCACUGCCCAUCUCAGUUGCAAAUUCAGUGUUGAGACACCAGCCCUGCCCGCGCAGACAAACCUGUUGCUGUCCUCCCCUUCCUCUGCAUGUGAGACGAACAAAUGCUGUGGGCAGGAAGGCGCAGCGUGCCGCUGUGUGGCGGUGUGGGGAAGGGAUGCUCGUGGGGUUUGGUUCCGUACUGAAGGUGACAUUGCUCGAAAGAUCACUUUUUUUUUUUUUCUAUUUUAUGUGCUUGCAAAAAAAAAAAAAAAAAAAAUCUUAGAGGCUUGCAUAAAUAUUUAUUAUAUGUGUUGGGGGAGGGAGGGUGCUGCUUUUUUUUUUUUCUUUUUCCUUUCUUUUUAAUUACCUCAGACCUAUUUAAAAACAAACAGGAAAACCAAAAAAAAAAAAAAAAAAAGACUUAAACCAAUGAAAAACAACACAAAGCCAACUCUGGAGGUGCUUAAUUCCCUCCCAGAGGCCUGUGACCAGCAGGUUGCCAUAGGGGUCUGGUUGUUUGUUAGUUGAUACUUUAUUGUUGUCCUAGUUUCCAUAUUAGGAGGGGGGGAGAAAUCAUUAUAGAUAAAUAUUAUGCAAAAAAAGAAGUCUAGUUUUCUUUAGAUCAGAAACUGAUAUUUUUACGUCAGCCAUAUGUAUUUUGUUUAAAGUAAAAUAAAUAAAUAAUAAUAAAAAUCUUAGGGUCCUGCAUCUGCAGUGGCUGCUGACUGCGAUGGCAAUUCCAAGUGCCGGCGUGUUGCCAUUGAUGCCAGUCAGCCUCCUAUUCUCUGAGCAGCCAUCUUUAUACUAGAUGUUAGUUGGAGGACAAGUUUUACAUAUAUAUAUAUAUAUAUAUAUAUGUAUACAUAUAUAUAUAUAUAUAUAUAUGUAUAUGUGCGUGUGUGUGUAUAUAUAUAUAUAUAUAUAAAAAUCAUGUUGGUAUGGCUGGUUGCUUAAGGUAAGCCAUUUAUUGUGCAUACAUCUUUCAUGUAAAGUAUUUUUUCUUAUUUGGUUUCAAUGAUAUACUGGCAGCAGACGAUUAUUGGGUUAAGUUAUUGAGGACAUUAUAAAAACAAACAAACAUUUGGGGAGAUGGGUGCUCUGCUGGAGAGGCAUGGGCAGCAGCAUGGACUGUGGGGACUCUGCGACAUGCCUUGGAAGAGGGGGAGAUUUUGUUUUUCGCUUUGUUUGAACUGCGAUGAGUGCCAUUGCCAGACAGGAACUGAAAUCAUACCCUGUGAUCUGUGUUAACUUGCCUUGGAAUGCUUCGUUAUUAAAACACUCUGAACAUAA